UACAAAUACAGACGCGUGUAGAAACAAGCGCUCGAUGCAAUACAGACAAUACGGACAGUACAGUAUCACCUUAAAGAAAGAUGAAGUAUGUUAUAUUGCACGAGAACCGAUGCCGACUGGAGAUGAUCACGUUUUCACGUGGGUCGAACAAAAAGCCCAGAGACCUCUCAGUUGAUGAUGUGGAAACGCUCUUCGACAUGCGGACGAGGGCUCCCCCAGGGGGUACCGUGAACAAAGGCUUCAUGAAAUUAGAACGACAAGCGUUAGGGCAUAUUUACAAAUACAACCCCAUGUCUGACGAGGCCUUAGAACGGUUCUAUGAUAUGAUGGAGGAACAUUAUGGAACCGCUCUACAACUGGCACGAGACGCGUCACAGUUUGAGGAGGUUGCACCCCCUCCCCCCGUGCAGCGGUCUCCUUCGCCAGUCCCCACCAAUGAUAUGGCCCUUCUCAACCGAUCGAUGGCGCCUUCGUACUCGAUCACAUACUACAACGAGCGAGGCGCCAUUUUCAAAGCCGAAAUGGUAUAGCAAAAACAAAAGAGAUAUCUUCAUGUUCUAGAACGAAUUGGUAUUACAAAUAAAAAGAGAGACAUCUUCAUGUUUGAGAACGAAUUGGUGGUACCAAAAAAUAAAGUUCUUCUGGCACUGACCGAC
Molecule: messenger RNA, 656 nt
Organism: Sphaeroforma arctica JP610
Lineage: Eukaryota; Ichthyosporea; Ichthyophonida
Exons: 4
Coding region: 81-530 (149 amino acids)
Source: RefSeq, a predicted model, not a curated record